Messenger RNA from Eucalyptus grandis, 2646 nucleotides. RefSeq names its product geraniol 8-hydroxylase. The record is from RefSeq and is a predicted model, not a curated record. Gene Ontology annotation, molecular function: iron ion binding; oxidoreductase activity, acting on paired donors, with incorporation or reduction of molecular oxygen; heme binding. The transcript has 2 exons. NCBI's taxonomy places the organism in Eukaryota, Viridiplantae, Streptophyta, Magnoliopsida, Myrtales, Myrtaceae.
GUUUUAGUAUUGGAAAAGUCUCACUGCAUGGCCCCACGAUGACAUGGAAUUUUGAGAGCUUGAGAGAUGAAUGCAGCAAGCCAAUUUCAAUGACCUAAAAGUCGUAAUAAAUACAAAGGAAGUGGUCGCACUUCUUGUAGUUGUGGAUUCAGAAAUAUGGAUUGCUUGGUUCUGAUUCUGUGUCUGUACCUCCUCUGGGGCUUGUUCCAAGCUCUCUCCUUCGUCGCCAACAGGGGCCGAAGAGCUCGGCCCUCCAACCUACCCCCCGGUCCGCGGCCUCUCCCGAUCAUCGGCAACCUCCUCGAGCUCGGAGAUCUUCCCCACAAGUCCCUGGCCAAGCUCGCCCGCACCUAUGGCCCCAUCAUAAAACUGGAACUUGGCUUCGUGACUACGGUAGUGGUCUCUUCGCCGAAGCUCGCCAAAGAGAUCCUCCAGACCCACGACGCUGUCUUCUCGAAUCGCACGGUUCCCAAUUCCAUCACGGCCCAUGACCAUGACAAACUAGGCUUGCCCUAGCUACCCGUUUCGCCUCUCUUCCGAAACCUCAGGAAAGUAUACAACUUGCAUAUCUUCUCCAGCAAAAAACUCGAUUUGAACCAACACCUUCGCAGCAAGAAAGUUCGAGAGCUGGUCGCCUUCGUGAGGAAAUGCGCAGAUGCUGGCGAGGUGGUGAAUAUCGGUGAGGGGGCUUUCAGGAACAGCCUUAACGCGGUAUCAAACACGCUUUUCUCUUUGGACAUGAUCGAACCUUUGAAUCCAGCAGGAGAUCUGAAGGAGGUGGUGUGGCAAAUUUUUUAUGAGAUUGGAAAGCCUAACCUGGCGGAUUACUUUCCCAUGCUCAAGAAGAUCGACCCGCAUGGUUCGAAGCGUCACCUUGAGGUGCUUAUCCAGAAGAUGUUCGACUUUUUCGAUGGUGUGAUCCAGAGAAGGUUGCAGCUGAGGACAGAGAAGGGUUGCGUGAGGUGUAACGAUGUUUUGGAUUAUCUCCUUGAUUUGAUUGAAGAGAAAAAUGAGACCCUGGACAUCUCCCUAGUCAAGCAUCUAUUUCUGGACAUAAUCACCGGCGGUAGCGAAACCACUUCGAGUACUCUGGAGUGGGCAAUGACAGAACUACUUCGAAACCCAGAAAAGCUAUCAAGAGCCCAAGCUGAGCUCCAUCAAGUCAUUGGCAAAGGCAAGACGAUCGAAGAAGCCGAUAUUUCUCGCUUGCCCUAUUUAGAAGCUGUCUUGAAAGAGACUUUCCGGUUGCACCCAAUAGCUCCUCUCCUUCUUCCUCGAAAAUCUGGGGAAGAGUUUCCUAUAGGCGGUUUCACCAUUCCAAAGGGUGCACAGGUUUACAUAAAUGUGUUCGCGAUAGGACGAGAUCCGAGCAUUUGGGAUGAUCCAGACAAGUUCGUGCCCGACAGAUUUCUUGGAUCUGAUAUUGAUGUUAGGGGACAAAACUUUGAGCUGGUACCGUUCGGUGGUGGCAGGCGGAUUUGUCCGGGGUUGCCAUUGGCCACGAGAAUGUUGCCUUUGAUGCUCGGUUCGCUCAUCAACAUAUUCAAUUGGAAGCUCGAAGAUGGUGUUAUCCCCGAGAACAUGAACAUGGAAGAAAAGUUCGGAUUAGCCGUCCAAAAGGCUCAAUCUCUAAAAGCUGUGCCCAUUCCUAUAUGAAAGAAGAAAAAGAAAUGCAUGUUCGUGUUACAUUCUACGUAAUUAUGAUUGGUUGUGAUGAUUGCAUCGUCUAUUUACAGAAAAAAAGCGCUAUUCAAUAUUUUGGUAAAAAAUGCGCACUUUUUCUUGAAUUUGUAUCCUGGCAAAACAAAGAGAUAUUAGAGAGCAAAAAGGAUUUCUCAGUAUAGUAGAUGUAGAAGAAGAGGCCAGAGUUUUGGGAAAUCUUACCUCUCUUUAUCUGUGUAACCUUUUUUCCUUACAAUCUGUAUGCGGUGAUAACUUUCAGUCUGAGACAGAGGUCUUCUCAGAUCUUAAAGAGCUUAUACAUAAAAGUACUGUCCGAUGCUUGCGACAAUUUACAACUGUCGAAGCUGCUGAAGAACCUCAAGACCCUCCAGAUCAAACUUUGUGAUGAAAUUAAAGAGCCAUUUACUCGUGCCCCUGCAGAGUGUAAGUUGCAGACCUUGGAUCUCAUGGAAUUACCAAAGCUGGAGAGAAUCGGUGUUACUAUGGCCUUGUCGCAAGUAUUGGAUGUGAGGCUGUGUCCAAAUCUUACGAGUCUAUAAAAACUCUUGAAGAAGCCAAAAAUUCUGGAGGUUCUCUAUAUUUCCGGUGCGACUAGGCUGGAGACCAUAUGUGGUCAGAAAAUGAAGCCUGAGAGCCUCGAGAAUCUGAAACAACUGAAAAUCGAAUACUGUUCCAAGCUCGAAAGAGCUAUUUAAACCUCAUGCGCCUGCAGAGUGUACAUUGCAGACCUUGGAUCUUAUGGAACUACCAAAGCUGGAGAGAGAAUUGGCGUUACAAUGGCCUCCUUGCAAGUACUGAAAGUGAGGCGUUGUCCAAAUCCCAAAGAGUUCAGAAGGAACUCUUGGAGAUGCCGAAAAUGUAGAGGUUCUUGAUAUUUCCGGUGCUGAUAUUUCUGGAUGCUGUUUUGUCUGAUUUUCUUUCUGUUGAGUAUGCGCAACGAGGAAGAUGACUUUUCGUGAGAAA